Molecule: messenger RNA, 1105 nt
Organism: Durio zibethinus
Lineage: Eukaryota; Viridiplantae; Streptophyta; Magnoliopsida; Malvales; Malvaceae
Product: cysteine-rich repeat secretory protein 55-like
Source: RefSeq, a predicted model, not a curated record
UCUAGAAACCAUGGCCCAUGUUUUCCACUUGUUGCAGUGGUAGAAUACAGGUAGUCAAGAAUGUCUGCCACUGCUUUUCCACAUCUAGAUCCUCUCCAAUCCGCAGGGCCAUUAAUAAGAGAGCCUGAGCACAAGGGUAGCUUUAAGUUUGCAAGAAAGCAGUCAUGAGUUUGUUAUACAUUCUUCUUCUUUCAUUGUUUCUAAGCAGUUUCAGGGCUGAUCCUUUGGGUAAUUUUUGUGAUGAAAACACCAACAUAAAUACCAGUAGCCAGACAUCAGCAAACAUUGAUCUCUUGUUAGCUGAACUGGUCUCUAAAACUUCCUCAACUGGUUAUGUUGCUACUUCCUCCGGUAGAGAACCUGACGAAGUCUAUGGUCUUGCUCAAUGCAGAGGCGAUGUUAGCAGUAAAGAUUGUUCAAGUUGCAUACAAGAUGCAGCAAAGCAAAUUCGCCAACGCUGUCCAAGUCAAUCUGAUGCAAGGAUUUGGUAUGACUAUUGUUUUCUACGGUAUAGCAAAGAGAAUUUUGUUGGAGAACUCGACACAUCGUUCGGUAUAUUCUACUUUAAUGUUGCAAAUGUCACUGAUCCUCAAAGUUUUAACAAAGAGCUUGGAGCUCUAAUGGAUAAAAUUAGAUCAGAAGCUGUCAUGCCAAAGCAAGAAGGGCUUGGUAAAGGUAAGACCAAAUUGUCACCAUUUGUGAACCUUUAUGCUUUGGUGCAGUGCACAAGGGACCUAUCUCAGAUAGAUUGUGCUCAAUGCCUGGCAAUUGCUGUUGGGAAUUUCCCAAACUUUUGUGACAACAAGAAGGGUUGUCGGGUCUUAUACAGUAGUUGUUAUGUACGGUACGAGCUUUAUCCGUUUUUCUUCCCAAUUGAUUCAAAUAAUGGUACCUCAUUUGGCAAAACAGUGGUGAUAUUUCAUAGAUUUUUGAUUUCUUAGUGAGCUAUGCCAAAAUCAGUUUGUUCAAAGGAUUUGCAAGCCGUGUGGUAGUUCCUUUUCAUAUAAUAAAUUCCUGUCGCUUUAACCUAUGUACUUCGUUUCAACAAGAAUGAUCUCUAUGUUGCAUUUUGUAUUUCUGUUUAUACAAGUUUAUCUUUAUCUGA